Molecule: messenger RNA, 1471 nt
Organism: Halichondria panicea
Lineage: Eukaryota; Metazoa; Porifera; Demospongiae; Suberitida; Halichondriidae
Product: dual specificity mitogen-activated protein kinase kinase 1-like
Exons: 11
Coding region: 162-1358 (398 amino acids)
Biological process (GO): protein phosphorylation
Molecular function (GO): protein kinase activity; ATP binding
Source: RefSeq, a predicted model, not a curated record
AUAUAUAGGGUAAUUAAGUUACAAGCCCCGCCCUCUUUUAGUUGCAUACUCAGCUAGCUAGCUAUUGUAGCUAACGACAUUUCCAAUUCCCGUCCUGAUCCAGCUGACAAGACAAGAUUUAUAGAGUCCUGCCAUCUUCAUAGUUCCAGUCUAAGUAUUAAAUGGCUGAGAGAAAGAAAGCUCGUCCCCAGCCGCUCAAGAUAGGUGGGGCAGUGCCGGUAGCCGAGGCAACGGACAGUCCUGAUGGCGGAGGCAAGUUCUCAGUGGAUACCACAGAGCGAGACCUUGAUGCUAUAGAGAAGUCAAUAAGUAGCCUGGAGCUCAGUGAGGAACAGAAGGGGAACAUGAGCUCCUUCCUCGAGGACAAGAGAGCUAUUAUCAGAUUCGGGGAUUUGAAAGAACAUGACUUCGAGAGGAUCACGGAGCUUGGCUCUGGUAAUGGGGGUGUGGUCUUGAAGGUCAAGCACACGCCCUCCGGUAUCACCAUGGCGAGAAAGAUUAUAAUGCUCGACAUAAAGCCGGCCAUCCGUAACCAGAUCAUGAGGGAGCUGAAGGUUCUGCAUGACUGCACCUCACCGUAUAUCGUCGGCUUUUUUGGCAACUUCUGUAUCAACAAUGAAAUCUCUAUUUGUAUGCAGCACAUGGAUGGUGGUAGUUUAGACCUCAUCAUGAAUGGUGGGAGAAUACCAGUGAAUGUCAUUCUCAAGAUUACACUAGCCGUAUUGAAUGGACUCAAUUACUUGCGUGAGGCUCAUAGGAUAAUCCACCGAGAUGUGAAGCCCUCCAACAUCCUAGUCAACUCCCGUGGUGAGAUAAAGUUGUGUGACUUCGGUGUGAGUGGUAACCUCAUCAACUCAAUGGCUAACAGCUUUGUGGGCACAAGGUCCUAUAUGGCGCCUGAGCGUCUCCAAGGCAAUGAGUAUUCGAUCUUGUCGGACCUCUGGAGUCUCGGAAUGUCCCUUGUUGAGAUGGCGCUCGGUCGUUACCCCAUACCACAGCCCCCCAGUGAAGAAAUCGCCAUGGAGAUGAAGCAGCCCCCAGCAGGGACCCUACCCCCUCGGCCAAACGAAAAUCCGUUUGCAUCACAUGCACAUGCCAUUCGAAUGCCCAUAUUUGAGCUGCUUCAGAUAAUCUUCUCAAGUGACCCGCCCACUUUACCCAAACAGUAUUUUGACGAAUCAUUCAGAGAUUUUGUCAGUUUAUGCUUACAGAAGGAGGCCAAAGACAGGGGAGAGAUGAAGGUCCUCUUGGAACACCCUUUCAUUAAAUCUGGAGCUAUCUCGUCACCUGACUUUGCCGUCUGGGUUCAAAGGACAAUCGAAGCAAACAUUUUCUACGAAAGCCUUAGCUCUCAAUAAUAGUUUAUUUAUUUUUGAGACAAUGAUAUCAGCAUAAUGUGUAUACCCUCAGAGACAUGCGCUAAUUGUGUAUGUACUAAACUAUAGAAUAAAAUGGAUAAUUGAUCACUUUA